AAUUUCACCACUCAGCCUGUUGCCAGUGCUCCCGGCCGAAGUACGAUGGUACAACUUGGACCACUUAUUCUGGGCGUUGGGAAUUUUCAUACUGAGCUCUCUAAUAACUUUUCCCCGAGCGGAUACCUCUUGCUCGGAUCCCCAAGUGAACGAAGUACUUCCGAUAGCACCGACGAUCAUAUUUACAUCGACUGUCAUCUCAAGACCAUCUGACACGCUCUUCGAGUAUUUAUAUUCCCUGUAUGUCCUCAUGAAUGGUCCUCAAGCGCUAUCGUCUGUUGCGUAGACACUCGCUGCCUCUACGAUGGCGACUUUUGCUAAUUCCUCUUUCGACACCGCCAUCUAUGCGACUUCCAGGCCUACCUACCCUAGGUCCCUGUUUGACUUCAUAUUCCGGUACCACGAGCGCAACGAGGGUGCAAGAUGGGAUAGAGCAGUGGACCUUGGUUGUGGGACGGGUCAAGCAACAGUCGAGCUCACACCCUUCAAGCGCGUUACUGGCGUCGACCCAAGCUCCAAGAUGAUCGAAGUUGCUCAAGGUACCCUCAAGAAUACGCCAGAGAGCACUGGCCAAUAUGAGUACAUCCAGGCGAGCGCAGAGAGUCUAACAUUCUUGGAGGAUAACAGUGUGGAUCUAGUCAUUGCUGCCCAGGCAUGCCAUUGGUUCGAUUGGAACAAAAUGUGGCCUGAGCUCGCAAGGGUGCUGAGGAAGAACGGGAGUGCUGCAUUCUGGAUUUAUUCCGAGUUCCGCUUCACCCGCUAUCCGUCACUCACACAGAACAUCAACGCUUAUAGCCAAGGGAUCGACCCAUUGAACAGCGUUGCCCCAUACUGGCAGCAACCCGGCCGUUCGAUUUUAGAACACCACCUGGUUGAGGUGCCAGAUGGCAACGAAGUUGUACCUGGUGCGUUCACUGACUUUGAGAGAGUCUUCUUCACAGGUGACCACUACCCAUCUCUCCCUUCCCCACACUCCGUGAUCCUGCACAAGAAGAUGACGUGGGAUGACCUGCUAUCUUAUCUCAAUACAUGGAGCUCGUUGCAUACGUUCCGUCAGCACAACCCCACGGAUGCGGAGAACCCGCGUGGAGAUGUUGCAAUGCGGUUCUGGAAAGAUCUUAAGGAGGGUGCCGAACGGGAGGAUGGGAGAGCCGUGGAAGGACAUGAUGAAGUAGACAUUGAAUGGCCGGUGGCGAUGAUAAUGGUCAAGAGAGCGUAAUGGUUCUAGCGGCAGAUAUUUUUUCGUAGGUGACUUGCAAAUCAUCUGACUAGAGACUAUCUAGGCAACUAUCAAUCCCAUGAUUCGGAAGGCCAGCAAGGCUACUAUGUCCCAAAAAUCAGCUUGACAAAUAUAGUACUAACAGAACUGGACGUUUCACUAUGCUAUCACGUCUCGCCAGAGCAGAUCCCCUGGCCGCAGUGAGAUCAUCGCCUGUGUU
Messenger RNA from Suillus fuscotomentosus, 1439 nucleotides. RefSeq names its product S-adenosyl-L-methionine-dependent methyltransferase. The record is from RefSeq and is a predicted model, not a curated record. NCBI's taxonomy places the organism in Eukaryota, Fungi, Basidiomycota, Agaricomycetes, Boletales, Suillaceae. The transcript is spliced from 5 exons. Gene Ontology annotation, molecular function: S-adenosylmethionine-dependent methyltransferase activity. Bases 305 to 1219 code for a protein of 304 amino acids.